Gasterosteus aculeatus aculeatus (three-spined stickleback) is the source of this 2037-nucleotide messenger RNA. RefSeq lists its product as uncharacterized. The record is from RefSeq and is a predicted model, not a curated record. NCBI's taxonomy places the organism in Eukaryota, Metazoa, Chordata, Actinopteri, Perciformes, Gasterosteidae.
CGGAGGAGGAGGAGAGGAGGAGGAGAGAAGGAGGAGGAGAAGAAGAAGAAGAAGAAGAAGGAGAGAGAGAUGCCCGCUGGACGGAUGGAUUUUAUUUCCCCCGAGCUGCACGCGCCUCUGUGAGACAACAUGGGCUGCAUCGGAUCCCGGACCAUCACGGUGGAUGCUGUGCCGGUGCAGAAAGAUGGGGAUCAGUCGUCCAUGGAGGACACCUCUUCCAUUCUGCCCCGCCUCAAGAGGAAGCCCCCCCAGACCUAUGGGAUUGGUGCCCUGGCUAAGUCCUCUCUGACAGGUGUGUCAGGUGUGUCCCGCUCCAUGAAGGACAAAGUGACCAAGCCCACCGCCAUGGCCCAGGGCCGCGUCGCCCACAUGAUCGAGUGGCAGAGCUGGGGCAAACCGACGGCGGGGCCGCUGGGGAGCGCGGGACACACCAACCUGCAGCGGGAAAAGGAGAGGAGGAUGGAGAACGACGCCUACAGCGACCUGAGCGACGGCGAGAAGGAGGCGCGUUUUGCUGCAGGCAUCAUGCAGCAGUUCGCCAUCUCCGAGGCCACUCUGUUCGGGUGGAACUCGAUGGACGGGGAGAGCAUGGGGGCCGGAUCCAACCAGGGCAGCGUGGCUCACCUCAGCGAGGUCAACCAGGAGAGCAUCACCAGCAGAGACCAGGUGCUCCACCACUCCUCGGGGGACGUCUGGCCUCACACCUACGUCUCGCAGGGCCUGUACUGCCUGUCGUCCUCUGACGCCUGGGACCCCAUCACCAGCCAGCCCUCGGGCGUGGGCUCGGGCGUUGCCUCGCCCGCCGCCAGCUCCUACAUCAUGGCCGCCGGUGGCAGCGGGGCGCCGGGUACGCCCGGCGAGGUGUUUGAGGGGACGGUGGGCGGCUACCUUCAGCAGCACCACCCCCAUUUAACGCUGCAGCAGCAGAGCCAGUUCCACCAGCUCCAACAUCUCCACCAGUACCAGCAGCAGCUGAUUCAGUUCCAGCAGCAGCAGCAGUCUCUGGAGCACCGGCUACAUAGCGCCUCCCACUCCCUCCAAGCCACCCCCAACAGCACCAUCCACAGCCUCGGCCCUCCCACCCACCCGCGGCUAGCUGACCUGUGGGGAGCGGCGCAGGUCGAGGCACAUCACGUGGACGUUGUCGGGCAGAUGAAUGGGCAGGUGGUUGACAUGGCGGCAGGACUGGUAGAAACCUUGGGAGAGGAGCCGGAGCUCGAGCUCGACGACACCCCUGAUCGGCACGAAGAGGAAGAGGAGGAGCUGACGAAGGUGGACGAGGUAACACUGACCCUGGAGCCGGAGCCCUGCUCUUUGGCCCCGUCCCCGCUGAGGGAGGAGGUGACCUCGACCAGAAGCUCCAGUCCGGGCUCGCCGGCGGCCGGGAGGACGCCCUUCAAGGUCACGCCCUGCCUGGUCCACGACUAGGGCGGAGGAGGCCUCAGUCAUUGAAGAACUGGAUCAUUUGGCCCGACAAGAAAACUGGAAAUAAAUACUAAUCAAGCUAUUCUGCCCCCCCUUCCUUCCCCCCGGCUAUACACCCACUUUCGAGUCAGAGGAGACUUUUUGAGGGGAAAACGUGGGAUGUAACGUACAAACUAAAACGCCAAGAAGCCCCCCCCCUCCAUCCCCUCCGGAAGGCGUGGAAUCGUCAACAUUAAAACAAAAGAAGAAGGGACGAGAAGAGGAAUUAAGGGGCCUUGUUACAUCCUGCAGGAUCAUAAACGUUACUUGUUUGAUUUGCUCAGUAAUGUACUUUUUGCUUUGAUUGACAGCUUGUCUGAGCCCUAGUUGAUUCAAAUGAGAUGAUUUGCGAGCACUUGAUCUGAACACAACCAAAUGAGAGUGCAUGCUUUUAAACAGCGACCUAGCCCAUCAGUAUAAUUCAGUAUCCAAAGUCAUAAUAUAUCAAAUUGCUUUUUAUAAUAAAAUAAAAAAGCCAAUAAACCGAUAUGUAUCUGUAUGAAUGUAAGACUGUAUGUAUGUAUGAAUGUAGCUUUGUUUGUGUGUUAAAUAUAUAUAUUCUGGGAAAACAGA